AUGGAACGUUUACAGGACAACAGUUGCGUGACAUUAACUGCCCCAUCAGGAGUUGGAAAAUCAUUCAUUACAAGACACACAGCUCUAGUUUUAAAAAAGGAAGGAUACAAUAUAAUACUAGUGUACUCACCAACAGACAUUAGAGAUUAUUAUCAACCUGGUAAACAGACAGUCUUUAUUGUAGAUGAUAUUUGUGGAAAUUUCACUGUCAACCAACAACAAAUUGAUCAAUGGAAACAGAUGUUACCUGUGAUUAACACAAUUAUUACAGACAAAUGUUGUAAGAUUAUUGUAUCAUGUAGGUUACAAGUCUAUAACGAUGAAAUGUUUAAUAUAUUAUCCCCUUUUAAAGCUUGUGAAUGUAAUUUAAUAUCAGAUAAGUUAUGUCUUACAUCUAAGGAGAAGACAAAGAUAGCAAAAACUUAUAUUGGUACAAGCGUGAAAUAUAUUGAUGCUUCAUCACGUAAAUGGGAAUUUUUUCCACUGUUAUGUUGUUUAUGUCAUGAAAAAGAAGAUGUUAAUGUCAAAGAUUUUUUCAAAAAUCCUUUUGGUGUCUAUAAAAGUCAAUUAGACAUGUUAUUGGUGCAUAGGGAUGAAGGGAAAUAUAAGAUAUGUAGUCUUGCUUUGUGUGUUCUUUUUAAUAAUCAGCUUAACGAAACAUGGUUCCAGGGUAAAAUGACAAAUGAACAACGACAGAUCUUAAAAGACACAUGUGAGGCUUGUGAGUUCAACAGCAUACCAAAGGCAAAACUAAAGAAAGCACUUGACACUCUUGUUGGUACAUUUAUUUUUAAACAGAAUGGUUUUUAUAGAACUGUACACGAUAAACUGUUCGACUUCCUUACUCAUUACUUUGGUCAGAAAAUGAUUGAAUGCCUUAUAGACCAUGGUGAUAGUGAUUUAGUACAUGCACGUUUUAUUUGGCGGAAAUCAUCAGAUGACAAGAACAGUAACAUAGAGUUCAUUAUUGAAAUACCAGAUGAGUAUUUAGUAUCAUAUUUAGAAAGGUUUGUAAAAGACUGGUCAGCCAGAAAGGUCACAGCUGUAUUCAAUAACAAUAACAUGAAAUUAUCAUCAUUCAGACAACAGUUAUUACAGUACUUACUACGACUGGGCAAAUUAGAACAAGAAACAUUAGCCAGUACCAAGGAUAAAAUGGUACAAAAGGGGAGCUGGAAUUCAGGUAAUACUCCACUGGUAUAUUCUUGUUAUACUGGUUAUACUGAUAUGGUUCAGUGGAUGUUACAUACUGAUGUGGAUGUGGAUCAAUGUAGAGAUGAUGGAGUUACUGGAUUAUUCAUGGCAAGUCAGAAUGGACACACAGAUAUAGUAAAGUUACUGUUAGAGAGGAAUCCUAAUGUUGAUCUAUGUGAAAAUGAUGGAUGUAGUCCUUUAUUCAAAGCAAGUCAGUAUGGACAUACUGAAAUAGUAAAGUUACUGUUAGAGAAGAAUCCUAAUGUUGAUCUAAGUAGCAAUGAUGGUUCUAGUCCCCUGUGCAUGGCAAGUCAGGAUGGACAUACUGAUAUAGUAAAGUUACUGUUAGAGAAAAAUCCUGAUGUUGAUCUUUGUAACAAGGAUGGCGGUAAUCCUCUCUACAUGGCAAGUCAGAAUGGAUAUACUGAUAUACUUCAGUUAUUGUUAGAGAAGAAUCCUAAUGUUGAUCUAUGUAAUAAGGAUGGUGUUAGUCCUCUGUUUAUGGCAAGUCAGAACGGACAUACUGGUAUAGUAAAGCUACUGUUAGAGAAGAAUCCUAAAGUUGAUCUAUGUGGCAAUGAUGGUGUUAGUCCUUUGUUAAUGGCAAGUCAGAAGGGACAUACUUUUAUAGUAAAGGCACUGUUAGAGAAGAAUCCUGAUGUUGAUCUAUGUAACAAGGAUGGUGUCAGUCCUCUGUACAUGGCAAGUCAGAAUGGACAUACGAAUAUAGUAAAGUUACUGUUAGAGAAGAAUCCUAAUGUUGAUCUACGUGAAAAAAAUGGCUGUAGUCCUUUGUGCAUCGCAAGUCAGAAGGGACAUACUUUUAUAGUAAAGGCACUGUUAGAGAAGAAUUGUCAUGUGGAUCUAUGUUCCAAUGAUGGCUGUAGUCCUCUGUACAAAGCAAGUCAGAAUGGACACACAGAUAUAGUAAAGUUACUGUUAGAGAGGAAUCCUAAUGUUGGUCUAUGCGACAAUGAAAACCGCAGUCCUCUCUUUAUGGCAAGUCAGGAAGGUCAUACUGAUAUAGCAAAGUUACUGUUAGAGAGGAAUUCUAAUGUUGAUCUUCGUGACAAUUAUGGUUUCACACCACUGAUCCAGGCAUGUAUUUGUAACCGCACAAGUACAGUACAUCUUCUAAUAACACAUGCACCACUCAUUAAUGCACAGACAUUUGAUGGUGGUAGUGCUUUAUAUUUCAGUGCAUUAAAUGGUAACCUAGAGAUGACAGAGUUACUGUUAGAGAAUAAUGCUGACUGUAAUAUAUGUAUCCAUAGUAAACAGUCUAUAACAGAUACAUUAAAUAAACAUCCAUGGAAAACAUUGGACAAAACAAAACAACUAGUAUUUGAUAGUCUCGUGAUGAAUACAUCAUCAGAUGGAAUAGAUUAUGUCAGUAAGAAAUCAGUGAAUUAUGCCUUUGAUGUAGUAGCUGGUUCUUCUCCAUUACACAUUGCCUGUUUUGUAGGUAGGAUAGAUGUAGUCCGUUGUCUUCUGAAUCACAAUGCUAACAUCAACAUAAUGAAAGAAGAUGGAACAACACCAUUAUAUUAUGCGAGUGAAGUAGGACAUGAGGAUAUUGUACGUUUAUUGUUAGAUAAAGGUGCAGACACACUGAUUUGUAAACUUGAUGGAAAAUCUCCUUUACGCAUUGCUACAGAUAAUGGACAUACAUCUAUAGUAGUAAUUGAAACAGAACACAUGACAAAGGAGGGGGGAAAUAUGUUCUUUAAAGUUUGUUCUUUAGUCAGUGUAUUUCUUGAAUAUUUUUGA
This is a messenger RNA of Mytilus trossulus (common blue mussel), 2964 nucleotides long. RefSeq names its product ankyrin repeat domain-containing protein 50-like. The transcript has a single exon. The record is from RefSeq and is a predicted model, not a curated record. NCBI's taxonomy places the organism in Eukaryota, Metazoa, Mollusca, Bivalvia, Mytilida, Mytilidae. The coding region runs from base 1 to 2964 and encodes 987 amino acids. Gene Ontology annotation, molecular function: protein binding.